AUGUUGUUGGCAGCCACCACCGCCCGUACCCAGCAGGUAGCCGGUCUCUCCACCCUGACCGCCCUACCCAAGAAGAUCCUGACGCGUGUUGUGGGGAAGCUGAAGGUGGACGAGGAGUACUCUGCUCAUGUUAACCUGGAUCUGGAGAAGAAGUACGAUGUACCUCUCCAUCAGAUCUUCAGCAGGACUGGUCAUAUUGACAAGAGGCUGGCUGGUGACGCCAUGGUCAUGCCUUGUUACAAGGAGAAUCUACCUUUCCUUGGGGCUACAAGCGGCCAGAUGGAAGCCUCCAGGCUGUCCAAUGGUGUGACUACAGUAUCAGUAGAUAAUAGUAGUCCUGUGGUUCACCUCGGUGUUUACUUGGGAGUUGGAACUGGUAACGAAACCAGAGCAAAUGCCGGCAGUCUUCAAGUCAUGAAAAAUGCCUGGUUAGGAUCAACUACAAGGCGAACUCUGAUUGGCGGACACAGGGAACCACUACAGUGUGGAGCCAAUAUCGAGUUCAAUGUUGGACGAGAUAUCACUUCAAUCACUGCUUCUUGUCCUAGAGAUAAGGCUAGCUUAGUAUUGGAUCACAUGACACAGAACUUGGUGUGCCCGGAAUUCUUCAACCACGAACUCCACCAAGCUAAAGUUGAUGCCCUUCACCAGACUGGUGUUGCUCUGUCUGAUCCUGCCACUAUUGUGAUGGAGGAGGCCAACAGGCUCGCAUACCGUGGAACUGGACUGGGCAGAUCUAUCUACUUAAAAGCGGGAAACACGGGAGCAAUUGAGCGUAACACUCUGCUCGACUUCGCUGCUGAGAACUUCAAGGACUCUAACAACAUCGCUGUAGUUGGUGUUGGUCUAGACCCAGAGAACCUGAGUGGAUUAGCUGACGAAUACCUCUGGUCACUAGAAGGAGGUUCUGCCACUGUUGCUAACACCACCUGGACUGGAAUGCAGGAAUCUCAGAUCGAGGCAUCUGGUAAUGGGGCUCUAGCAAUGUGUCUUGUUGAGGGAGCUGCUGCUGGGUCACAGGAUGCCCUUGUAUUGGGCAUUCUCAAACAUCUUGCUGGAGCGGGAGGUUCAGCGAUAACCCACGGUGGAUCACACAGUCAACUCAUAUCCGCUGCAGCACCCUACACUCAAUCACCCUUCAAUACCCAGUGUGUUAACAUUAACAAUGUUAACACUGGCAUGUUCGGGCUCAGUAUCUCCGCUGCUGGACAAGAGAUUGGGGAUGUACUGAAGUCUUCUUAUGGUGUUAUGAUAGGACUUAAUGAUGGUGUUUCUGACCAAGCACUUGAAACCGCUAAAAACAAACUCAAACUCGAACUUUUAUCUGCAUACGAAAGCAAUCUGGCUGUACGUGCAGCGACCGGUCUUGAGAGCAUAGCAGCUGGCAGUCCCAGUUCGGCAUCUCAAUUAUGCGGUGCUAUCGACUCAAUUACAAACGAAGAAGUGAUUGAAGCAGCAAAGAAAAUCAACAGCUCUGCUCCUAUCUUGGUUUCGUACGGCAACGUGGAAAGCAUGCCCCUUCAGAGAGAAUUACAAUAGAAUAAAUGAACUAGUCUAUUUAUUAAACGAGAUUAACAACUGAUAAACUGAAGUGCUGCGUUCGAUUUAUUUCCUGAUUUGUAAAUAUUAAAAUGACAGUCGUCUUUCGUAAUGUGUUAUUUUAUAGGUUGUCACCCACGGAA
Messenger RNA from Bolinopsis microptera, 1682 nucleotides. Its product is annotated as cytochrome b-c1 complex subunit 2, mitochondrial-like. Gene Ontology annotation, cellular component: mitochondrion. The transcript is spliced from 9 exons. NCBI's taxonomy places the organism in Eukaryota, Metazoa, Ctenophora, Tentaculata, Lobata, Bolinopsidae. Bases 1 to 1539 code for a protein of 512 amino acids. The record is from RefSeq and is a predicted model, not a curated record. Gene Ontology annotation, molecular function: metal ion binding.